AUGGUCAACCCCAUCAUGUUCUUCGACAUGGCGGCCGAUGGCGAGCCCUUGGGCCGCGUCUCCUUCGAGCUGUUUGCAGACAAAGUUCCAAAAACAGCAGAAAACUUUCGUGCUCUGAGCACUGGAGAGAAAGGAUUUGGAUAUAAGGGUUCUUCCUUUCACAGGAUUAUUCCAGGAUUCAUGUGCCAGGUGGUGACUUCACACGUCAUAAUGGCACUGGCAGCAGAUCCUUCUACAGAGAAAAAAUUUGAGGAUGAGAGCUUCAUCCUGAAGCAUACAGGUCCUGGCAUCUUGUCCAUGGCAAAUACUGGACCAAACACAAACGGUUCCUAG
Messenger RNA from Microtus oregoni (creeping vole), 333 nucleotides. Its product is annotated as peptidyl-prolyl cis-trans isomerase A-like. Gene Ontology annotation, molecular function: peptidyl-prolyl cis-trans isomerase activity. Gene Ontology annotation, biological process: protein peptidyl-prolyl isomerization. NCBI's taxonomy places the organism in Eukaryota, Metazoa, Chordata, Mammalia, Rodentia, Cricetidae. The record is from RefSeq and is a predicted model, not a curated record. Bases 1 to 333 code for a protein of 110 amino acids. The transcript has a single exon.